ACUGAACAUUAGGGGGUUCGGAUUCAUUCCAUCCGUUGCUCCUGGUGAGAAGAGAAGUUUUAUAGCUCCGGGUUUUUCUGGCGCAUGGUUAGUUGGUGCGAAGUUCUGGUGUGAAAUUGUGACAUUUCUCGAAGUGCAUUCAAGGGAAAAUUCAUACAGAUUUCAAGUGUAAAAAAUCGUAAGAAAAAGGUGCUAAUUGAACUGUAAUUGGGUGUUGCAAGAUGUGGCUGAAGACGUUGAGUGCUGCUGCACUGCGGGUUGAAGCCCAGAGACAUAAUUCGCUGCAGAAAUUAUGCCGAACAUUCGCGACCCAGCUGAGCGAGCCCAAUGGCCCAUCUGUCAAAACCUCCAUCCCUGGACCAAAGUCGAAGGAACUGCUAAAGCAGUUGAGCGCUCUGCAGAACGGAGGGUCCGUGCAGCUGUUUGCCGACUAUGAGCGGUCCAGCGGAAACUACCUGCAGGACGUCGAUGGGAACGUACUGUUGGACAUUUACACGCAAAUAUCGUCCGUCCCUUUGGGAUACAACCAUCCGGAGCUGCUCAAAGUGUUUAAAAAUGAUCACAAUCUGAAAAGUCUCAUUAACCGUCCAGCUCUGGGAGUCUUCCCGGGCGAGGAUUGGCCAAACAAGCUGCAAAAUGUACUGAUGUCCGUUGCCCCAAAGGGUUUGGAUCAUCUGACCACGAUGAUGUGCGGAUCUUGUUCCAAUGAAAAUGCGUUCAAGAAUAUCUUCAUUUGGUAUCAGAGAAAACAUCGUGGACUGGACACUCCGUUUACCGAAGAGGAAAUUUACUCGUGUAUGGUCAACCAGGCUCCAGGAGCGCCAACAUUGAGCAUUAUGAGCUUCCAUGGCGCCUUCCACGGUCGUACGCUGGGAGUGUUAUCGACCACCCACUCCAAGUACAUCCACAAAAUUGAUAUCCCGUCGUUCGAUUGGCCCAUUGCUCCGUUCCCCAAAUACAAGUACCCAUUGGAGGAAAACGUCCGCGAGAAUGCCCAGGAGGAUGCCCGCUGCCUGGCGGAAGUUGAGAGUCUGUUUGAAAAGUACGCCAAGAAGGGUAUACCGGUAGCGGGAGUGAUUAUUGAACCGAUCCAAAGUGAAGGUGGUGACAACGAAGCCUCGCCGGAGUUCUUCCAAGGGUUGCAGAAGGCAACCAGGAAGAACGGUGCUGCACUGCUGAUUGAUGAAGUGCAAACGGGUGGUGGUCCUACGGGCAAGAUCUGGUGUCAUGAACACUUCAAUCUGGAUGGACCUCCGGAUGUUGUGACCUUCAGUAAGAAGAUGCAACUGGGAGGAUACUUCCAUAAUCUGGCAUUGACACCGGUUCUGCCAUACCGUGUGUUCAACACAUGGAUGGGAGAUCCAGGAAAGGUCCUGCUGUUGGAGUCUAUCCUGAAGGUAAUCAGAUCGGAAUCGCUGUUGCAGAAUGUUGAAAAGACAGGCGCCAAACUGAAGAAGGGAUUGCUGCAGGCUCAGAACGAUUACCCUCACUUGCUCAACUCUGUCAGAGGCCGGGGAACAUUCCUGGCGGUCAAUUGCGCUAGUUCAAAGCUGAGGGAUAACGCCGUGGCUGCAUUGAAGCAAAAAGGCAUCCUCUCGGGUGGUUGCGGUGACCUGAGCAUCCGUUUCCGACCGGCACUGAUAUUCCAGGAGAAACACGUUGACAUUUUCCUGGACAAAUUCAACCAGGUCUUGAAGGAGCUUAAGUAAGAUUGGUUCGAUCUGCCAACACAGCCAACGGAUAGUCUAAGGGAAAACCUUAAUACGACAGUGAAUUGCAUUUACGGUACCGUUUGAUUGUAUUUGCACAAAAUGACUAGCGCUACAUGCUAUGUAUGCACAUUGAUUUACAAGUUUAAAAACACACACACAGAUAUAUUAUAUGUUAUAUUGAUAUACUGAGGUAAAUAGGUUUAAAACUUAAAACAAUUAUACGAGUAAUACUCCAAACAUUGCCAUUGCAUAGAAAGUGAGAACAUUUGUCUUCCGGAGAAUUGUGAUUUCCAAAAAACUUGAUGUCUAAUAAAUGUGUGGAAAUAUAGAUGAAUGUUGUCGCAAA
Messenger RNA from Ochlerotatus camptorhynchus, 2058 nucleotides. It is a transcript of the gene Gabat, whose product is annotated as 4-aminobutyrate aminotransferase. Gene Ontology annotation, molecular function: pyridoxal phosphate binding. Gene Ontology annotation, biological process: GABA catabolic process. Bases 222 to 1709 code for a protein of 495 amino acids. Gene Ontology annotation, cellular component: mitochondrion. The transcript is spliced from 6 exons. NCBI's taxonomy places the organism in Eukaryota, Metazoa, Arthropoda, Insecta, Diptera, Culicidae. The record is from RefSeq and is a predicted model, not a curated record.